Messenger RNA from Podospora bellae-mahoneyi, 726 nucleotides. RefSeq lists its product as uncharacterized. Lineage: Eukaryota; Fungi; Ascomycota; Sordariomycetes; Sordariales; Podosporaceae. Bases 1 to 726 code for a protein of 241 amino acids. The record is from RefSeq and is a predicted model, not a curated record. The transcript has a single exon.
AUGUCAACUCGCAUCAACACGUCCAGGCGGAGGGGUGGAGGAGGGUGCUCAGACUGUGGGGAAGCAUGCACAGAGCCUAACCGGGAGUGCGACAAUUACGGCGAGGAUCAUGUCAUGUCGGUUUGCAACAUGCCGUGUGGUGACUGCGGGGGGUGGUCACCAGGUGAGUAUGAUGUAUACUGGCACAUGGUUGCAAGAGGCGAGCUUCCCGACAGGGAUUCCAUUCACGAGCCGGGGGAGAGCCACUUCGCGCCUGGCUGUCCUAAGGCUAAGAAUAACAGGUGUAAGUGUAUGCCUUUUCCGGUUUAUCACACGGCCAAGAGGUGUACGGUGAAAUGUUGUCCGGGGUGUGGACAUCCCGACCCGGGGAGACAUAAGGGGAAUGCGAUGAUGUGUACUUAUCGGUGUUUUAUGUGCGGGAUUAGGAACUCGCAUGCGGGGAAGGAUUGUAGGUUGAAACGGUGUAGGUGGGGAGGGGCGCAUUUGGGGCAGGAUCAUGGGUGGAAUCCGACUUGUCGGAAGAAGGGGUGUGAUAGGUUUUUGUGUGGGGUUCAUUGUCAGGGGUGUUUUGGGAUGGAGAGGCCGUUUUAUGAGAAACCGAGGAGAUGUUGGAGGUGUAGAGGGUUGGAGGAGAGGUUGGAGGAGAGGCCGGAGGUGUGGGGGAGGAGGUGGUGGGAGUGGAAGGAUGGAGCUGGCGACCAGGUUUUUUGCGGGUGGUUUAGGUGA